GUGACGAGGCAGCGCGGAGCCGCCGCGGGCCGGGCCCAUCCCGCCGCAGCGGCCCCGGGGCCGAGCAGGGGCGAGGCGCGGAGGGAGCGGCGCCGAGCGGACCCCGGAGCGCGGCCAGAAUGGUGCUGGAAGGAAACCCUGAAGUGGGGUCCCCCCGAACCUCUGACCUCCAGCACCCUGGGAACCAGGGCUCUUGCGUCCUCUCUUCUCCUGGUGAAGAUGCACAGCCAGGCGAGGAGCCCAUCAAGUAUGGCGAACUCAUCGUCCUUGGAUGCUGUGAGGAAGGAGGUGAGGAAACCGAGGCUCAGAGAGGGGAAGUGACUGGUCCAAGGGCACACAGCUGCUACAAUGGGUGUCUGUCAAACGGUGACAAGGGCCGCCGGCGAAGCCGUCUGGCACUGAGCCGCCGGCCACAUGCCAACGGAGUAAAGCCAGACGUCAUGCACCAUAUCUCCACACCGCUCGUCUCCAAGGCACUGAGUAACCGGGGCCAGCAUAGCAUCUCGUACACACUGUCCCGGAGCCACUCGGUCAUAGUCGAGUACACACAUGACAGUGACACAGACAUGUUCCAGAUUGGCCGCUCCACGGAGAACAUGAUCGACUUUGUGGUAACAGACACGUCCCCUGGAGGAGGGGCAGCUGAAGGGCCUUCUGCCCAGAGCACCAUCUCCCGCUAUGCCUGCCGUAUCCUGUGUGACCGACGGCCGCCCUAUACUGCCCGCAUUUAUGCCGCUGGCUUUGAUGCCUCCAGCAACAUCUUCCUUGGAGAGCGGGCAGCCAAAUGGCGGACUCCCGACGGCCUGAUGGACGGCUUAACCACCAAUGGGGUCCUGGUGAUGCACCCAGCGGGCGGCUUCUCUGAGGACUCAGCCCCAGGUGUCUGGCGGGAGAUCUCGGUCUGUGGGAACGUCUAUACUCUGAGGGACAGCCGCUCGGCACAGCAGCGGGGGAAGCUGGUGGAAAACGAGUCCAACGUGCUACAGGAUGGCUCCCUCAUUGACCUGUGCGGAGCCACACUGCUGUGGCGCACGCCAGCGGGGCUGCUGCGGGCACCCACACUGAAGCAGCUGGAGGCCCAGCGGCAGGAGGCCAACGCAGCGCGGCCCCAGUGCCCUGUGGGCCUCAGCACUCUGGCCUUCCCCAGUCCUGCCCGUGGCCGCACAGCACCUGACAAGCAGCAGCCCUGGGUCUACGUUCGUUGUGGCCAUGUCCACGGCUACCACGGCUGGGGCUGUCGGCGAGAGCGGGGUCCCCAGGAGCGCGAGUGUCCUCUCUGCCGUCUUGUGGGGCCCUAUGUGCCCCUGUGGCUUGGCCAGGAGGCUGGCCUCUGCCUGGACCCCGGACCACCCAGCCAUGCCUUUGCACCCUGCGGCCACGUCUGCUCUGAGAAGACUGCCCGCUACUGGGCCCAGACACCACUGCCCCAUGGCACCCACGCUUUCCAUGCCGCCUGCCCCUUUUGUGGGGCCUGGCUCACCGGCGAGCAUGGCUGCGUCCGCCUCAUUUUCCAGGGGCCACUGGACUAGGCUCUCCAGGGCCCCCUGCUGCUGCACCCGCCUGCCCACCCAGGUCCCCCACCUUCUGCAGCCAAGAGGGAGCUCUGCAUGUGGGACUCUACCUGCUGGCACGUAGCCACACCAGACGGACGCAUUGGAUGGGCUGUGUCCCUCCCCUUUGAACUCUGGCCCCUGAAGGUGUCUCUGAGAACCCUACUCCAGUCGAAAUGAUGGGGUCCUCAGCAUCAGCUCUGUCCUGGCCUGAUGGAAGGAAGUUCACUCCCAUCCCUGGCCCUUCCUGGGGUGUCCCACAUCAUGCCGCCUACACUGUGCCCCUGGGGGAGUGAAGGGGCCCUGGGCCCCUGACCCCCAGUUUAGGCUGGCUGUGCCCUGAGCCUGCCGACCCAGCCUCAGAUAUUCACCCUGCUGCUGCCCUGGGUCCUCUAUAAACCUUGCUGCUCAGCUGCCCUCAC
Molecule: messenger RNA, 1972 nt
Organism: Molossus molossus (Pallas's mastiff bat)
Lineage: Eukaryota; Metazoa; Chordata; Mammalia; Chiroptera; Molossidae
Gene: PELI3
Product: pellino E3 ubiquitin protein ligase family member 3
Exons: 8
Coding region: 120-1529 (469 amino acids)
Biological process (GO): regulation of Toll signaling pathway; protein K63-linked ubiquitination
Molecular function (GO): protein binding; ubiquitin protein ligase activity
Source: RefSeq, a predicted model, not a curated record